Molecule: messenger RNA, 1461 nt
Organism: Osmerus eperlanus (European smelt)
Lineage: Eukaryota; Metazoa; Chordata; Actinopteri; Osmeriformes; Osmeridae
Gene: cbln1
Product: cerebellin 1 precursor
Exons: 3
Coding region: 506-1075 (189 amino acids)
Biological process (GO): maintenance of synapse structure
Cellular component (GO): synaptic cleft; glutamatergic synapse
Molecular function (GO): protein binding
Source: RefSeq, a predicted model, not a curated record
ACUGAGGUCCCGGAGGGAGGGGUCUGCUGAAAACGAGCGGGGCGGGAGCUUCGCUCGUCCGAGCCUUUGUGUUUCAGCUCUAAUAUCUCACAUAUCAAUAAUUCAGCGCGCAAGCAGACGGACCCCGCGCUAUGUAUUCAACUGCGCCUCGACUAGACAAGGGCCUCGUACCGCUCGCGACUGGUUAUUCGAUUACGGAGUGAGCAAAGAAAGCGGGGAGCUCGAGCCGAGAAGGGUUUGAAAGAAGUUACAGUAACGUGGGAAACAACUGGUAAAGGGAACUCCUCGUCAUUUUCAAUAAGAAAAGGGAAAAUCAAAACGUUGUUCUGUUCGCUCCUGAGAGACCAAGAUAAUACUCAAAUGAGAGCUUUGAAUUAGCAAAGGGGGAGUUGGUUAUUUAAAAGUACUAACAAUAAGAAAAGCUUCUUACUCUCCACGGACUUCUGAAAACACAACCCGUUUCUUCCCGGGACACAGCGACAAAGUGCAUCUUGAAGUCGCAGUCAUGUUGACGUUCGUGCUGGGCGCAGUGUGGCUAGUGACUCUAGUGAACGCUCAGAACGAGACGGAACCCAUCGUGCUAGAGGGGAAAUGUCUUGUCGUUUGCGAUUCCAACCCAACUUCGGAUCCCACCACGACGACGCUCGGGAUAUCGGUGCGCUCUGGGAGCGCCAAAGUGGCUUUUUCAGCCGUGAGAAACACCAAUCACGAGCCCUCGGAGAUGAGUAAUCGGACUAUGGUCAUCUAUUUCGACCAGAUACUCGUCAACGUUGGAAAACAUUUCGACGAGGAGAGGAGCAAUUUCAUCGCCCCGCGCAAAGGAAUAUACAGUUUUAAUUUCCACGUGGUGAAAGUGUAUAAUCGUCAAACCAUGCAGGUGAGUCUGAUGCACAACGGCUGGCCAGUCAUCUCGGCCUUCGCUGGGGACCAGGAUGUGACCCGUGAAGCGGCCAGCAACGGCGUUCUGAUCCAGAUGGAGAAAGGGGACCGGGCCUACCUCAAACUGGAGCGCGGAAACCUGAUGGGUGGCUGGAAGUACUCCACUUUCUCUGGCUUCCUGGUCUUCCCCAUGUAGGGAGGAAGGGGAGGAGGAGGAGGAAGAAGGGGAGGAGGAGGAGGAGGAGGAGGAGGAGGAGGAGGAGGAGGAGGAGGAGGAGGAGGAGAACCGACAGACUUCUUCAGACUGCCUGUCAGUCCAGCAGAUUGGGAGACUGUGGAAAGAGCAAUAGAGAAAGAGAAACAUAGGGAGAGCAUAGGAAGAGAGAGCAGAGCGAUAGACAUGUUGGCAGAUGACAGAGAUGGAUGGUAGUUGAGAGGGAAGGAUUAGGAUGAAUGAGGAGGUGAGAGAUGGGAGGAAGGUGUAUUUAGUCCAAGCAGGCGCUCUGACACAUUCACUCAGUCCGCAGCCUGACUGCAGCUUUGGACAGCCAAAACUUUUUUAUCCUCAGAAAUACAAUCAUU